Messenger RNA from Fusarium redolens, 1697 nucleotides. RefSeq lists its product as uncharacterized. Lineage: Eukaryota; Fungi; Ascomycota; Sordariomycetes; Hypocreales; Nectriaceae. The record is from RefSeq and is a predicted model, not a curated record. The coding region runs from base 501 to 1637 and encodes 378 amino acids. The transcript has 4 exons.
CUGACAUAUUAUGCAAAAGAACAAACGUCGUCUAUUGUCCCCCCAUGAUUGGAUCUGCAGAUCGUCUCCGUUGGGGCUUGAUUAACGUAUGAUUGCGAUGGCAUUGAUCGUCCCCAUAGUUUUCUCUCCUCUCACAGUCGGGAUAUUCUCAUGCCCUCGAUUGGAUUCGCUACUCGGCACUUUUACUGCCCCGUUUUCAGCGUUGCUUUUCUCAGCCGUUGUUUCGAGUCCAACGGCCUCGGUCUCUCCCGAGGCCAAUCUUUCCCCACGAUGAACAUCCUUUUUCUUUUUGCCCUUUGUGAUACUCGAAAUCCUUCAUCUGGUCUCUUUGAGAUGUGACAUAUGCUUGAGAGAACAAAGCUAUGUUACGAAAAGUCUGUUUGCCUACCGGUUCGGUUAUUUUCGUAUCGUGUAUCAAGGUUUGUCCUUGGAACAUAUAAGACGCAUGAAGGAGUCGGUUAAAGAAGAGUGAGACAGACUUGUUGGUUAUUGAUGCGAACAUGGCUGCUGCUACGCCUUCUCCUGAAUAUCUCGCUGAGACGCGGGGGCCGAUGAUUCGGACUGUUACGUGGCUUUCCGUUAUCUUUCCCAUCCUUUUUGUUGGACUUAGAGUGUACACAAGAUUGUUUGUGCGAAAGGUCUUUGGUCUUGAUGACUGGGUCAUCGUCCUUUCAUUGAUCCUCCUCAUAAUUUAUGGCGCCAUCAUCGAAGCCGCUGUUCAGAAAGGUCUCGGUCGACAUAUCGAAUGGGUUCUUACCUUCGCCCCUCAAGAUGCUGUCCCGGUCGCACUUCUGGGCCAAGUCUCACAGCCCUUCGUCGUCAUGUCCUGCGCCCUGGGCAAGACAUCAUUCUCCAUCAGUCUCAUGCGUCUAGCCGCACAACGAUUCAUCCAUCGGUUCCUCUGGUUCAUCGUCGUCACUAUGCUUACCCUUCAUAUCCUAAUCUCCAUCAUUGUCUUUGUACACUGCGAAGAUCCUCGAACAACAUGGAACCCGGCUAUCGUGAGCAAGUGCUGGCAUCCUAAUGCCUACCUUGGAGUCUUGUACUUCAUCGGUGCUUACUCUGCUGCCACUGACUUCAUCCUCGCACUUCUUCCAUGGGCUAUGUUGUGGAACCUGAACAUGAAGAACAAGGAAAAGUUCGGUGUCGCUGUCGCCAUGAGUCUUGGUGUCUUUGCCGGUGCCAUCGCCGUCAUCAAGUGCACCAAACUCAAAGCCAACGCAACAAGCACCGAUCCCACCUACGACGUAGGUGAACUUCUCCUAACAGCCUGCGCCGAAAACGCUCUCAUCAUCAUGGCCGCCUGCAUUCCUACCCUUCGACCCAUGCUUCGCAAAGUCUUCCCAUCAACGGCCAAGUCAAGCGAGAACUCGCAUCGCCUGAAGAACAUGAACAACAUCAUGUUCGUUCCCAAGAACAAGGCUGGUCAAUGGAGUGCUCUCAUCGAGACGGAGGCUCACCCAGAUCAUACUUCUGACAAUCAGAGUGACAAGAGUAUCCUCAAGGAACAUCGUGGUUCCAUGAAUGGUCAGGGCAAUGCUGGGCCAGCUGGCGAGCCUGCCAGUCCAGCGCUGUCGCCACAUAUCAGGAAGACUAUGUCGGUGAAUGUGUCUUAUGACAGGAGUAACAUCAUAUGAAUGGGACUAAGCAACUUAGAUACAGUAGCCAUCAAUCAAGAAUCUUCGAUAACCUUUUCA